This is a messenger RNA of Pelagomonas calceolata, 624 nucleotides long. The record is from the annotation of a GenBank genome assembly. NCBI's taxonomy places the organism in Eukaryota, Pelagophyceae, Pelagomonadales, Pelagomonadaceae.
AUGCGAGUCAUAAUACAGUCCUACAACGAUGUUGCCGCCGUGCGUGAGAUCGGCGCCAUGUGCAAUGGGGCCGCCUCUGUCGUUGUUGUCGAACACGGCGACGCGCGACACGAAUUCCCCACGCUGAUGCGACCGAACCUGGGGCGUGACUACGGCGCGUUCGUGUAUUACAUCGUCCAAGCAUACGACGAGCUCGAGGGCUCCUACGUGUUCACGUCCGCCAACCUCGACAAGCACGACCGGCGGAAGCGCCUGCGCGAGCGCCUACGCCCGGACUACGCGCCGGCGCCCCUUGCGAGUCGCCCGCGGCGGUCCGGCACCGUCGACGCCACGUUCGAGUGCUCCUUCUACCAGACGCGGCGGGGUCGACGGUCCUUGGCCCCCGCGGCGCCACGCCCCUUCGGGAAGUGGUUCGAGGCCCAUGUGGGGUCGAUGCACAGCUUCUACCAGUCGGGCGAGUACGCGAACGGGCUCGUGGUCACGGACGCGCGCAAGCUCCGGUCGCGGCCCCGGCGCUUCUGGGAAGGGCUCCUCGCCCAGCUCUCGACGGACAACGCUCCCGAGGCCGGCCACUACGUCGAGAAGGCCUCGACCUACCUCUUCCACCCCUCGCGCGCCCAGUAA